Molecule: messenger RNA, 570 nt
Organism: Camellia sinensis
Lineage: Eukaryota; Viridiplantae; Streptophyta; Magnoliopsida; Ericales; Theaceae
Source: RefSeq, a predicted model, not a curated record
UGAAAAUGACAAGGUUGAGGCAGGCUAAAGAUGAGGCUGAGAGAGAAGUAACAAAUUAUCGUUCAUAUAUGGAUACAGAAUAUCAAAAUAAAAUUUCCGAGACAAGUGGGAGCUCUGGAUCAACUGCAAAACAGCUUGAAGCGGAAACAGACAAGAAGAUUAAAAAUUUGAAGGAGACGUCAUCAAGGGUAUCACCAGAAGUUGUUGGGAUGCUCAUCAAGUAUGUCACUACUGUCAAAACUUGAUGCAUCAUCCAUCGAGAAAACUCAGAAAAUUAGGAGAUAUGGAGAACAACGGGCAAUAAAGGCGUAGGUAUUGCAGACAAGAUGCAAGAAUAAGCAUUUGUUGUCUCUUAUUUAUUUCAUUUUCUUGAUUCAUUUGGUCAGUUCUAUACCUACUGCUCCUCAAAUUUCAUUUUUCCACUACAUUGUAUAAAAGCUAUUUUCAGUUUUGGAUAUUUCUCAUUCUCUUUUUCAAUAUUGGAUGUUAAAAUUAAAUAAAUCAAAUUGUGGCUUCGGUUGGGACUGGCAGCAACAGAAUGGUCAUGUUGGAGAAUCCAAUUGAUAAGGU